Molecule: messenger RNA, 4475 nt
Organism: Rhineura floridana
Lineage: Eukaryota; Metazoa; Chordata; Lepidosauria; Squamata; Rhineuridae
Gene: NOSIP
Product: nitric oxide synthase interacting protein
Exons: 9
Coding region: 315-1190 (291 amino acids)
Cellular component (GO): nucleus
Molecular function (GO): ubiquitin protein ligase activity
Source: RefSeq, a predicted model, not a curated record
UGUGGUGCAUGCACAGCUCAGAGUGCAGGACUUUGAAGUACUUCCGGUGCUUAUCAGCUUCCUGCUUCCCGUUCUCUUGACAAAAGUGAAGCCUUGCGGGGCAACACGUCUCUUUUUACAGGAUUUCCCCCUCCCCUUUAACGUACGCGAGAGAAGGAGAUAUGGUUGUGGGAUGAGUGCAGGAGUCGGUUGGUAGGGUUGCCAACUUUUGAACUAGCUGCUGUAACUGUACCUUUCGCAGCCAUUCGAUCUGCACCUAAUAUCAGAUAGGGAAGAGUUGCUGGCUUCUUCCUGGAUCGCCCAUCGAAGCCUACAUGACGCGCCAUGGCAAGAACUGCACAGCGGGAGCCGUCUACACCUACCACGAAAAGAAAAAGGACACCGCUGCCUCUGGAUAUGGGACCCAGAACGUCCGUCUGAGCAAAGAUGCUGUCAAGGACUUCGACUGCUGUUGCCUCUCCCUGCAGCCCUGCAAGGAUCCUGUUGUGACCCCUGACGGAUACCUGUAUGAGAAGGAAGCCAUCCUAGAGUACAUCUUGCACCAGAAAAGGGAGAUUGCCCGACAAAUGAAGGCCUAUGAAAAGCAGAAGAAUGAGAAGAAGACAGAGAUGGCAGAGCUGAGCAAGGCUGCGAAAGAGUCCAAGGUGAAGAGUUUCCUCGACAAAGAGUUGAGCAUUGUGAGCAAACCUCUCAACCCCUUUGAUCGCAAGGCGGAAGCCUCUCAGCCUGGGCCCAGCAAUGAAGACAAAGCCAAACAACUGCCCAGCUUCUGGAUCCCUUCGCUGACUCCCGAGGCCAAGACCAAAGUCAUUCAGAAGCCAGACAAGUGUGUGUACUGUCCCAUGAGUAGAAAACCUCUGAAGCUGAAGGACCUGAUCCCAGUGCACUUCACCCCAGUGGAUCCUAGUGUGGAUCGUGUAGGGCUGAUCAACCGGCAGGACCGCUACAUGUGUGCCGUCACACGAGACAUGCUUGGAAACUCUGUCCCUUGUGCUGUUCUCCGUCCGUCGGGCUCUGUUGUGACUCUAGAGUGCGUGGAAAAACUCAUCAAGAAGGACAUGGUUGAUCCAGUGAACGGGGAGAAGUUGACUGACAAGGACAUCAUUGUUCUGCAGCGGGGUGGCACAGGAUUUUCAGGGUCAGGUGUGGAGCUGGAGGCCAAGAAGUCCCGUCCUGUUAUGCAAGCUUAACAUGUUCGUGCAACUGUCUUGGCAGAGGAGAGGAACAACUGAUAGGCCAUUCUGGGCUGGCCAGCGUGUGCUACCCAAAAACAUCAAACAUUGCACAUGAGUCUUCUGUAACUUUGUAAAUAAAAGCUGUUUUGUUUUGGGGAAGAAAGAAUGUCAAGAUUAAGUUGGGAAGUGAUUGGGAGAGCCCCAUCGACUAGCCUCCCAUUGUGCUAUAGGUUGUGGGGGUGGGGAUUGGUGAUGGGUAGAGAUUUAAAACAAAAAAGGGGAAUGCAUGCCAGGAAGUCCAGUAUGUAUGUUUCUGGCUGAGUGAACAUGGAAAGUAUUUGUAACACAAAAAAUCCCCUUUAUAUGGCAAGCUAUGGUCAAAGUCCAGCUGUAUCAGUAGCUUCCCUACAUAUUUCUUAAAGCGCCUAAAGAAAGCUACUGAGGGCUGUGAGGCGUCCUUCCCUGGCUCUCCCUGUCAGGUUCCUACCUGCGCGUGGCUACUGCCUGUCACUAGGCACCACCAGGGACUCCACCAGUCCGGACUGUCCUUUUUUAUUGUUUCUCUCCCCGCUCUAGCACAGAUCUCAACAGAUCCCCCUGCUAAGCAACCACCAGUCACGUCCUAAUACUAGUAUUCCCAGAGACUCUGAAUACUGGUAUUGUUAUUCUCUUCACCGCUGCCAACAUUUGUUACAGUUUCCCUUCAGCCUUGGUCAUUACCUUACUCUCCCUUCUGGUCUGUGAAACCCCAGCCAAGGAUCAGGCCUUUGGUAAACCAAAUUAAGUAUUUAUUAAAGAUAACAAAGCUAACAAGAUUAACAAGAUUUCUUCUUAAGGCACAUAAGCAUAUGGUUUUACUCAAUACUAAUCCGAACUCCACCUCCCUCCUUCUCUUUCCCUCUCCUGGCAAACCACUCUCUCAACCCCACCAAACAACCCACUCUUUCUCUUUUCCCCCCAGAUUCCACUCUCACUCUUCCUUUUAUACGUUCAGCCAUUUUAAACACUCAGCCAAUCAUCUAGCAUUCUACUGCCCAUUCACUCCCCCUCCUCUUUCACUCUACUUACCAUGUAUCUUCUAAACAACCAACACUUACCAUAUAUACAUUAAUAUAGGAACAUCACAAGGGCUCCUCCAGAAGAACUCAGCAUUCAACCUGAUUUGCUAUGCAUAAAGCUUAUGCAGUGGUUAGACUACAUCUGGUCUUUAUUGAGCAUUUGUUCAGCCUGAUUUACUAGGUGUUUAUAUGACCAUGAACAUUCGUUCCAAUUUGCUUGCACAGGGUUUAAUGGGAACACCAGUAAUCAUUCAUCUCCUGCUUUUCAGUGCAUUUCCCUGUCACUUUCUUAACCACAAAAAAGUCAUUUAUUUUUUUAAGUGGAUUUGUUGUGUUAGGAUGACUGAGUGCUUUAAUCCACUUUCAUACUUCUGAGCAAACAUGCCCGGAGUUGGGGUGCAAGUUGGCAUUUGCUGACUUUUGGUAGUUGGUCUGCAUUUUACCGUUGACAAGAAUGGGUAUACGUUUGGCCAAAAUAAAAUCCACCAGAACUAGUGGUCAAAACCAAUGAAAGGGGAGUUAUGAAUGCAAGAACAGGGAGACUGUCUGUGCCAUGCUAGACAUGUCCAGUUGGGCAUAAGCCUCAAGUUCAACAGGCUUACUCCCAGGGAAGUGGGUUUUGGAUUACAGGUUUUGUACAACUGCAAAGCCAUGGUGAACAGUUCCAAUCAACCUCCUCCAGCUUGAAUUGGGAUGGGGAUAAGGAAAUCUACCCUUGCCAGAAAGUACUUGGCCUGCCCAUCAUGUUCUAAAUCUAACUAAUAAGGAUGCUAGAUGGAGCAAGCAGCAAGAUCUGCCUCUUGUCAGCAAUUCUCUCUCCCCCCUUUCUGUCUCCUCUCUCUAGAGAAUUGCUUCACUUUUGCUGGCUACUCCUGCAGCUCCCAGAUGGAAAAGAGAUUCUGUGGUUGCAGAACUUGAUCCUCUUCCAUCCCUUGUCCAAGAGCAGAGAAAAACAGCCCCCCAAGAUUCCUAGAGCUGCAGUAGUUGGUGCUAUAUUAAACAUGGCAUUGUCCUUUGGCUAUGGAAUAUCCCAUUGCCUGCAGGGGAAGGAUGGUUUUGGAGCAUGAAUGUGGAUAGUUGCGCCUUUUGAGAACUUUAGGCAUGUUUGGUUGAAAUGGGGGUGGCAUGCCUGCCGUUCCCUCUGCUAAACAACCCUAGCCAUGUUAUCUCUCUGAGCAUCAAUUCUAAGAGGGGAAGCACAUUGUCCUGCUGAGCUCCCUGGUCUUUUCUCCUCUUGAAAAAUAGGGUCAAGGUAAUUCUGGAGCUUAUGCUCCUCUCAGGUAAAUGACCACCAUCAAGUCUUGCUUCCUUCUGAAAAGUCUCCCACAUAUUGGCUCAGAAUGUAUAGCAAGGGUAAAGGGAAACAUCUUUUAUCUUACACACAUCUCUAGGAGGCAAAGAGCCUUUCUGUUGAAUUAGUAUUAGCCUUGUUUUCUGUCCUCUACCUUGCUGUUUGCUCUUUUAAGUCUAUUCUGUACCACAAACAUAUCAAAGGGGGUGGGAAAUAGUUUUAUUAAUAAUGCAGUGUUACAGCGAUGAGGUCAAAGCUCUUGGUGGGCCUGCAGCCACUUGAUUGUUUCUUCAUAUUCUUUGGUGCUGUCAAUACUUUCCCGAAGACUCUCUACCAACUCUUCCUGUGAAAGCCUGCCAUCCUGGAGAGGAACAGAGAGGAACUACAAGCUCACAGGAGCAAUGUUUGUCCAAGUAACGGGCUAACUACAUGUCACAUACACACACAUACCUAUCUGAGAGGAAGUGCAUGUCUUGAGAUCCACAGCAAUAAAUGCAAUACUAGCCCUUGUAGAAUAGACAAGGCUGUGGCAGAAUGGUGUGUGAGUGAGGUGUUUUAAGCUGCCGCUGCUUGUAACUCCUUUGGAGUGUAAGACACCUUUAUAGUUUAGGAAGCUUCACAGUGUUUUGGAAAGAUGGGAGGGUGUAGGUGAGCAAGAAUGAAGCAUAAAGAAAACCACCCAGGUAUGCCAGCUACCCCUAGCUUCUCGGAACGCUUAUGCAGGCCCUCAUACCAAUAAAUAUGAACACAAUUCUUUUCUGGAGUGUGCUACCCCCCACCCCCACCAAAGGAGGAUGCUCUAAUGUACAUUCUCCUCCUGUUCUGAUCACAGCUCAUCAUGAUCCUUUGUCAAGUCUUCGCCAUAGUUGGUGACCUGGCUCCCCACAAACAUGUUCCAAUUGUCCAAAAUCUCUUGCUUGGUUAUUUUGUCAUCCUGCAACGGGGAGGGGA